GUCUCUGGCCGUAAACUUUUUAGCCGCCAUACAGAGAAUUUGGUUUCCCAUCAAGCUAAGUGCGUGAGGAACAUAGUUGUAACAAGCAUAAAUCCCAGGAUGGACAUGGCUCGAGUGUUUCACAUGAAUGCUGGCACUGGAGAAACAAGUUAUGCUAACAAUUCCUUAUUACAGAAAAAGGUGCUUUCUUUAGUGAAGCCAAUAAGAGAGGAAGCCAUAUCCAGCUUCUAUAGAGAAAAGCUCCCUCGAAGCCUAGCAAUUGCAGAUUUGGGUUGUUCUUGUGGACCAAACACACUGUUUGUGACUUAUGAACUGAUUGAAAUUGUGGAGAUGCUAAGUAGAGACCUAAACCAUGAAUCUCCAGAAUACAUCAUCUUCUUGAACGACCUCCCAGGCAACGAUUUUAACAACAUCUUCAAGUCUCUUGAAUGCUUCAAGCAAAAGCUAAGGGGCCAGGUGGCAGAUGAUGGGAUUGAUCAAUGCUACAUCACUGGGGUUCCAAGUUCUUUCUAUGGCAGAAUUCUUCCUGCUUGUUCAUUGCAUUUUGUUCAUUCGUCCUCCAGUCUUCAUUGGCUAUCUCAAGUUCCUGAGGGUGCAGAGAACAAUAAGGGUAAUAUUUGCAUAACAAAGACGAGUCCCUUAAACGUCCAAAAUGCAUACUGCCAUCAAUUUCAAAGAGACUUCUCGUUGUUUCUCAAGUGCCGUGCUGAGGAACUUGGUGAAGGGGGUCGUAUGGUUAUUACACUCUUAGGAAGAAGCAGUGAGGACCUAUCAUGCGAUAAAUCUUGCUACAUAUGGGAGCUUUUAGCCAAAGCACUCAAUGAAAUGGUCUUGGAGGGAAUAAUAGAGGAAAAUCAGAUGAAUUCUUUCAACUUUCCUUUCUACACUCCAUCCUCAUCUGAAUUGAAACUAGAGAUUGAAAAAGAAGGCUCAUUCACUUUGAAUCACUUGGAAAUCUUUGAAUUAAGUUGGAAGGCAGCUUGUGGUGAUGAUGAGGAACUCAAUAAUAAUAAUAACAAUGAUGGAUACAAAGUUGCACAACUCAUGAGGGCUGGAACUGAAUCUAUGCUUGUGAACCACUUUGGAGAAGCUAUUAUCGACAAUGUUUUUCAUCGUUACCAACAUAUAUUAGCGGAUCGUAUGUCUAAGGAAAAAACUAUGUUCUUCUAUAUCACCCUAUCUUCGACCAAAACAACUUGACGAAGACAGCAUUAAUUAUAUGUUUCUAUAAUAGUACAUUAGCAAUGUGCAUCGGAUAUAUCAUCAUCUAUU
This is a messenger RNA of Neltuma alba, 1272 nucleotides long. Its product is annotated as salicylate carboxymethyltransferase-like. The record is from RefSeq and is a predicted model, not a curated record. Lineage: Eukaryota; Viridiplantae; Streptophyta; Magnoliopsida; Fabales; Fabaceae. The transcript has 5 exons. Gene Ontology annotation, molecular function: methyltransferase activity. Bases 100 to 1200 code for a protein of 366 amino acids.